AUGGAGAAUGAAACGUGGACCCUUACCAAUCUGCCCCCAGGAAGGAAGGCAUUGAACUGCAUGUGGCUGUUACGUGUGAAGACCGAUGCGAAGGGGAGGUUGGAGAGGCACAAGACAAGGCUUGUGAUCAAGGGCUUUCAGCAGAGGGAGGGGAUCGACUUUCAAGAGGUGUUUGAUCCUGUUGCCACGGCUCGUACACUCCGGUUGUUGCUAGCAGCCGCUGCAGUUUGUGGCUGGAAGGUGGAGCAAAUGGAUGUGAAGACAGCGUUCCUCUAUGGCGUGGUAGAUGAGGAGAUCUACAUGAAGCAGCCAGAGGGGUAUGAUGAUGGGAGCGGACGUGUUUGCAGGCUCAACAAGGCCAUCUAUGGCCUCAAAGAAGCUCCAAGGUGCUGGUAUGCAAGGCUGGUGGAGGCGUUGGAGGCUCUUGGCUUCAAAGUUACCGGGUGCGACGAGAGUCUCUUCAUGACCGAGGGGGAGGAGGAGAAGGUAUUUCUCCUUCUCUACGUCGAUGACAUCCUCCUCUUCUCUCCAUCCCUGGAGAGGAUCAAGAAUGUGCAAGGGAAGCUGAAGGAGACCUUUCAAUGCAAGGCCCUUGGACCAGUGGGGUAUUACCUUGGUCUUCACGUGGAGCGGGACGAGGUGAAGGGAUGGUUGAGGCUUCACCAACACAAGUACCUUGCAGCGAUGGGGGAGAAGUAUGGGCUGGAGGAAGGGAGGAGUGUGAUGACUCCUCUACCCUCAGGGUUUCAGCUGCACCUUGAUGAAGAGGAGGGUGAGGUGUUGGAGUACGAGUUGCAGCGUCGGUUCCAGUCAAUGGUGGGGAGCUUGAUGUACGCUUUGGUCAACACUCGCCCCGACAUUGCGUUUUCAGUUUCACAGCUCGCUCGUGUGGUGUCUAGGCCCCUUCAAGAGCACCUGGAUGCAGCAGAGAGGCUGGUGAGCCAAGGAGCAAUUGCAAUGGCGCGGAAUGCUGUGCUCCAUGGGCUGAACAAGCACAUGCAUAUCAAGUGGCAUUGGGUGAGGAAGGAGGUGAAGAAGGGCACCAUCUCCUUCCACUACAUCAACACUACCAAGCAACCUGCGGAUUUCUUGACUAAGCGGCUUGCAGAGCAUCAGCAUUGGAGCUGUGCCACCGUGUGUGGCAUGUCCUUCAACUAA
Messenger RNA from Closterium sp. Naga37s-1, 1158 nucleotides. The record is from the annotation of a GenBank genome assembly. NCBI's taxonomy places the organism in Eukaryota, Viridiplantae, Streptophyta, Zygnematophyceae, Desmidiales, Closteriaceae.